GAAGUCAUACCGUCUCAGCAGUUUACAGAUGUAGGCUGCUAAGAGAAUAUUUAGGUAGAGCGCUAAAAAAGUAGGGAGAUUUAAAAGACUGAUAGAAUACUUAAGUAGUUAAAUAAAUUAUUUUGUGAAAAUAUAUCAUUGAUAUAUCAUCGAUAAAAUUUACUGCUGAAAUGGCUAAAUACAAUUUUUUGUGUGCCGAAGGCAGUAAGCUUAACCAAAUCAUUUGUGCCGUCUUAAUAAACUUGCCAAUGUUGGCAUACGGGUCAGCUAUUGGUUGGAUGUCUCCAAUGACUCUACUCCUCCAAUCAGACCAGUCGCCCAGGGGCACUCCACUCACUGACCAGGAGAUCUCGUGGAUGGCGUCAGCUGCUUACUUCACUUCCAUUCCCGCCAACUUCUUGUUUGCUUACUUGGCUGACAGGUUCGGAAGGAAGAUCUCUAUGCUGAUUUGCUCAUCACAAUUUGUGUGCUGCUGGUUGGUCAUGCUCUCUUCCAUGGAGACCUGGGCGCUGGUGCUGGCUCGAGCCCUGGUGGGCACCGGCAUGGCGGGCUGCUACGUCAUCACGCCGCUCUACGUCAAGGAGAUCAGCGAGAACUGCAUCCGAGGGGCUUUGGCUAGCUUGAUGAUCCUGAACCAAACCCUGGGGACGCUGUUGCUAUAUGUGCUGGGGGACGUGCUGAGCUACCGAACGUGUCUGCUGGCGUGCCUCGCUGUGCCUGCCGCCCAUCUGCUGUUGUUCGUGAUGAUGCCCGAAUCUCCCGCCUUUCUUGUCAGAAACGGUGAUAUUAAAGAAGGAACCAAAGUAAUGGCAUGGCUGCGCUGUCGAAGCGAGAGCGACCCUUCAGUUCAGCUUGAGAUCAACACCAUAAGGAAAGAACUGGAACAGGAAAGCGGUAGCAAGAAAUUUGCCCUGCGAGGAAUUUUGGCUGACAAAAUUCUGUUCAGAGCUUUCCGUAUUGCAAUGGUACUGACAUUGGCAAGAGAGAUAUGCGGUGCAGUGCCAGUGCUGAACUAUGCUGGCGACAUCUUCAGGAUGACUUCAGAAGGUGGAUCUGGCCUGCAGAUAACCCCCAACCAACAAGCCAUGGUGCUAGGAGUGUUCCAAGUAGCUGGAUCUGCUGUGGCAUCAAGCUUUGUGGAGAAGACAGGAAGAAAGGUGUUGCUCAUCUCUACCAGCACCGUGUUUGGAGUGAGCAUGCUCGGUCUCUCUUCUUGGUUCCUGCUGAGAACUCUUGGAAUCGACGCUCCCAGCUGGCUCCCUAUUGGCUCGCUGUGGCUCUGCAUCUUCUGCAACGGCUGUGGCUUACAACCAGUGUCGAUUGUCAUCGUCAGCGAGCUGUUUUCUUUCCAAUACCGAAGCACUGUCUCCGCUAUAACGUCCUCUACUGGAUGCUUCGCUGACUUCAUCCAAAUGCUUCUGUUCAAACCUCUGGCGUCGCUAGUCGGAAUCCAUACACUGUUCUACGGUUUUGCCGGAAUCUGCUUCGCCCACUCUUUGUACGUCACCUUUGUGGUACCUGAGACUAAGCUGAGGAACUUGGAGGAAAUCUACCAUAGACUGAAGACCAGAGCGGAAAUCGAGGAAGAUGAAAAAGUACUUAAAAUUAAGGAGCUUGGUGCUGUUGUGUAAAUAUUUUUUGUUCGAUUAGUUUGCAUCAAUGAAGUUUUUGAUGUUAUUGUUAUUUAAUUUAUUAUGAUAAAGAUCUUGUUGUUUGUAUUAGUAGUAGGUAAACAAAUUUUGUGAGAGAGAAAUUUCAAUUGACUGAUGAUAUUGAAUAAAAUACACAUAAACUAAAA
Messenger RNA from Plutella xylostella (diamondback moth), 1798 nucleotides. RefSeq names its product facilitated trehalose transporter Tret1. Gene Ontology annotation, biological process: transmembrane transport. NCBI's taxonomy places the organism in Eukaryota, Metazoa, Arthropoda, Insecta, Lepidoptera, Plutellidae. Gene Ontology annotation, cellular component: membrane. The record is from RefSeq and is a predicted model, not a curated record. Gene Ontology annotation, molecular function: transmembrane transporter activity.